Phycodurus eques (leafy seadragon) is the source of this 4259-nucleotide messenger RNA. It is a transcript of the gene il11ra, whose product is annotated as interleukin 11 receptor subunit alpha. The record is from RefSeq and is a predicted model, not a curated record. Gene Ontology annotation, biological process: cytokine-mediated signaling pathway. NCBI's taxonomy places the organism in Eukaryota, Metazoa, Chordata, Actinopteri, Syngnathiformes, Syngnathidae. Gene Ontology annotation, molecular function: protein binding; cytokine receptor activity. Bases 157 to 1353 code for a protein of 398 amino acids. Gene Ontology annotation, cellular component: membrane; external side of plasma membrane. The transcript has 12 exons.
CCCGCCUCCUUGUCGGACUCGGUUGCUGUCUCGCGCCGCUAGCUUACCUCUCGUCUCUCCGGGAAGCCGAAGAACAACUACUCAAAAGUGCCAAACAUGGAAGGCGACAACAUAAUAAUGUCCGCUUGACUCGGGGGGGGGGAGGAAUUUUCCAAGAUGCCAGGUCUUUUGUCUAGUCCUGGGAGUCUGACAGUCAUCUGGUUUUUAUCUUGGUCACUGUGUCUCAGUGGUGCUCAGAUUUGGACCAAUGAAGUUUCGGACGUGCAGUACGGGCGCUUGGACUCUAAUGUGACACUGGCAUGUGGGAAGUCACAAAUUAAUAGGAUACCAGUGGUGUGGCAUCUAGAUGACAGCCCAGCGUUACCAUGGCACGAAGUAACAUCAGAUGGAUCCUUAGUCCUGCUGCACGUCAACCUUUCAGCCCAGGGCAACUACAGCUGCUAUGACAACCAGGGGCUCCUCCUUCACUCCAUCAAACUCAGACUGGGCUAUCCCCCUGGGCUGCUUAUCAUUUCCUGUCAAGUUCCUAAUCACGCUCAUGUUCACUGCUCCUGGGUGGAAUCAAUGAAGACCUUUCUUCCCGUCGAGUACAACGCCUCCCUCAGGGGGACUGGCCCGGAGUGGCAGCCUUGCCUGGUGGACGCAAUCCACAAGUACUGUGAUGUAAAGCCUCCAUCCUUCUGGCAGAUGAUCCACACGCUUAAAAUUACAGCCACCAAUGCCCUUGGGUCUGAGACAACGUCUACCCGAUUAAAGUUAGAUAAGCUCCUGAAACCUGACCCUCCAGAGUCUGUGUCUGUAAAUGAAGUGGAAGGCUAUCCACAGAGGCUGAUUAUCUCAUGGAACUUUCCCUCCUCGUGGCCACAACAUGAUGCUUUCCCACUAGUGUUUCACAUAAGAUACAGGCCACAUGGAUCUCUAUACUGGUCAGAGGUUUACUCUGAAGAGAGUCUAGCUGUGAUUUUUGAUGCCUUGGCUGGCCACCUUCACCAGGUUCAAGUGCGAGCGAGGGACGAACUGGACGCUGAGAGCCAGUGGAGUGACUGGAGUCCUCUGCUUUAUGGCCGGCCCUGGGAAGAUCCCGCCACAUCUGAACCGCCAGAGGAUAAUUUUCCAGACUAUUUUUUUCCCUUCAACACAAAGCCAGAAACCUCAACUUCAAAAUCACAUAAGCCAGUUGUGCCGGAUGACAGUAAUUUGGGAUUGGUGAUUUUGCUGGUUUUGUUUGCCGUGGUUAUCAUAGCCACUGUCCUUUCCCUCAUCUUUGUGAUGUGGGUGAGGCAGAGGCGGCGUGAACAUGUGACCAAACAGGAGCUCACCUCAAUGGUCAAAAUGAAGUCCAUGCCAGUUUGAUGUCAAUGUCAAACAUCAUCUACUCCUCAGCCUGUUCUAGGGCUUGUGUGAAGAUUCAGCAUUCAUGACAGCAUGCUGACCUUCGUAUCCAACUACAAUAAAUGAACCGGAAUCCAUUUAAGAUCUGUGAUGACACAAACAAUCCCACCCAAGUCCCCUUUUAUGAUGAUAUGAUGGAAGACUGUCAGUUGUCACAUCGAUUUACAUUUCCCUUAAUUUCUUUCAGGUUAUUUUGGUAGUCAUCGGUGGUUUUGCUGCACAGUUUCAUGUGUCCGUUUUAACAGACAGACUCAAUGCUGUGAAUAAUAACUUUUAUCUGGCAGCAUUGAAGUGUCAAGCAUAAAUCAAGAGGCCUGAAGAAGGGCAGCUGAGAAAAAGUUGGGCAACUUGAAUUGUAAACACUUCAUGUAUUACACUUUUUUUUUUUUAAUUGCACGGUUAUGUUCCUUUUUUAAAUGCCUCUAUGUACUCAUGCAUCCAUGGAGGGUGUCUAAAAAAAUGGGGAUACAAAGUCGAUAAAGGCCUUUUCACAAACCAUCAGCAUUAUGACAACGGAUACAAAUGUAGGAAAAUGUCAUAGUUAUUUUAGUGAAUCUGUUUAUGCUGAUUCAGAUUAUUCAGUGUAAAGUGCAGUUUAGUGUCUUUUAUCAAACAAACCCAAAACAAUGAUCAUUGACUGAAUUAAUAAUUCUAAAUGUAUCCCUGUUAGUUUUCAGCACUUAAUGUAGCAAGUUAGAAACCUUCAGAGGCGUUAUGUGUUUGAAUGUUGUUACAAAGUAGUUUAAAUUGUAUUUUUAAGGGUUUACGUAUCUGGAAGAGAACAAUCCUUUGGGAAAGUCUUGCCCUGCAAGGAAAUCCCAAAGAUGUUUGUACAAUGCACCUUUGGCUCUAAUAGGCUAAUGGGGUUGAACAAGGAGCCUGUUCUUAUGACAGUUUAGUAGAAUUUUGUAAGAAAGGUUACACAUUGUAAGUAAUGCAAAAUCUGGUUUCUGAGGGCAGCUUUUUUUUUUUAUUUUGAUCAUAAUACAGUGGAGCCUCUAAUUUUGAACAGAAUGUGUACCAAAAGGCUGGUCAACAUCUAAUUUGUUCAAUUUUUAGCAUAAAGAUUAAACACCACUUUGCCUGAAGUCUUGUGUCACUGCAGAAGUUUAUUUUUGUGUCUGUGAAGUACAAAUUUAGAGGUUCCACUGGAAGAUUUGUCCAGUUUGCUACUAAAUUGUCUGACAACACAUUGCAGCUUGCAAGCGCAGCUCACAGAUGACUUUGACACGGGGUUCUUUUUACAUGGCGCACAGACGCUCACAAUCGUUGCUGAUAUGUGACAGACCGUAGUUAGGGAUGUCAUUUUACUUUAUUUUACAAGUAAAAAGGAGGGAGUACUGCCAAGAAAACUUACACUACAGCAAGUAAAGAAGGAUCUAUUGCCUUACAGGUUUUUAAAGAAAAAAAUAAAUAUGCGUUCAGUUCCAAUUCCCUGCUUGACCAGUUUCAUUGUGGCCAUCUGGUCUGGCAAGAUAGUCAAGGACCACAGUGGCCAUGGUUACCUGACAAGAGCCUAUCUUUAUCUCACUACGUUUGGGUCCUAAAACCGUCUUCUUUGGUAAACAGUAAUGACUGGGAGGUCAAUGCUCAUGAAAAGCCCUAAUUACCUCAGUUUGUUAAGUAAUUCUUUCAUUUCUCUCCUGUGUUUGUGUCCUCUGUUGAUUUCGUGUUGGCAUUGUAUUGUGAUCCAAAGCUGUGCAGUCAAUGCCUGAAUGACUGACUGUGUACGAUGCAUCAGGAGCACAAGAUGCAUAGAUGUCAAGCUAGUUGCGGUUUGACGACUGUAUGUUCUCUCAAGCUAGCCCCACAUAAAAUGCACAGGUCCAGUUGAAGCUUUGUUUUUGUGUAUUAUUGUAUAUCACAUGUACGUAUGUAAUGAAACAUUUCCUGAAUGAUUUUUUUUUUCCUUUUGUAAUGUACAUAACCAAUUUAUGACAACACAAGUUAACUCAGUUUUGCGUUGGUGUAAGGUCGUUGUCACUCCAUAGAUAUUAAAAAUGAACCAUUCGUACCUAUAUAUUUAAGGAAUUGAUGAAAAAUAUGUGAACUGAAAAAAAAAAAGAAAAGAAAUUCCAGGUAAGAGCGUCAGAGAACAUCCCUGAGGAUACUUCAUCUAUAUGUUCCCAACAUUGUGUAUUUGUGUUGUCCUGCUCAGUUAUGAAGCUGCUUUGUUAUUUCUUUACUGAUCAUUGCUCGGUCAAACCAAUUGUUUGUCAUUACAUUAUUUGGCAUCAUAAGGUCCUUUACAUUUAUAUUGUUUUUUUUUUAUGACAAUAUACAACACUUUUUUUGCAAGUUUUGUCUGGAGAAGAUAACGUUCGCCCUUUCUAGUUCGAUUUGUCAUAUCAAUAAAUAAUAAAAACAAUUUUUAAAAAGUGGAGGGGAUUGCCCAACUAAACAUUUAAAUUGUUUUGGAACAUUGCCUCAUGCCAUCAUAGAUAUUUUCAUUUGUGUACCCCCAAUUUGCUUAAAUUAUGACCUGCAUCCAUUGUUAAAAGCACACUUUUAUGAAAGUAAAACUGAACUAAAAACACCACACGAAGCCCCUCCCCCCACCCCCCCUUUGCUGUUAGACACAUUUUGUAAUACAAUUACAUUUUCUUUGGGCGAAGUACAGUAUUAGUGACUGUCCAUAAUUCUGUGUGAGCCUUUUUUUUUUUUCUCCAGUGAAACAUUGUUUCCUCUGUAUGUGAUGCCAGAAGGAGCCUGCAUGUUGCUUUUACACUCAGGCAUCCAUCCUCAGAUGUACAUGGUGUGUUUAGUUUUGUUCUUUGCUUCAUGCAUUUGUCAGAUAUCACCAUAAGCUGUUAUUCUCUUCCUGCCCUUGUAUGUUUCUGUAAAAAAAAUAAAACUAUUUUAUCACA